AUGAGCAGCGAUGCUCCAUCCGAACUCCGCUACGUGCGGUAUGACAACUCGCGUGAAAACGAGUAUGUCGCCGCAAUGCGCCAACUGAUCUCCAAAGAUCUGUCUGAACCUUAUAGCAUCUACGUGUACCGCUACUUUCUUUACCAAUGGGGCGAUCUUUGUUUUCUUGCGAAAGAUGAUAAAGACCAGAUGGUCGGGGUCGUGGUGUCGAAGCUGGAACCUCACCGUGACGGCCCGCUGAGGGGGUAUAUCGCCAUGCUGGCCGUGCGCGAGGAGUACCGAGGCCGGGGGAUUGCAACCAAGUUGGUACGCAUGGCUAUUGAUGCUAUGAUUGAACGUGAUGCAGAUGAGGUAUGUACAUAUGCAAAUGCGUUUUGUCUCGGUGGCACUGGAGCUGACUUGGGCGUGUUUGAACAGAUCGUCCUCGAAACCGAAAUCACCAACACCGGUGCAAUGAAACUAUAUGAGCGUUUGGGCUUCCUUCGUAGCAAGCAGCUCCAUCGAUACUAUUUGAAUGGCAACUCGGCAUAUCGACUCGUUCUCUACCUCAAAGAAGGUGUAGGCGCGAUUCGGACGGCUCUCGUUGAUCCCUAUGGCUCUCUUCCACCCGUGCCCGGGGUACCCGAUGCAUGUUCUGGACAUUCUCAUGCGAAUAUGGGAUCAUUGAUGUAA
Molecule: messenger RNA, 672 nt
Organism: Penicillium soppii
Lineage: Eukaryota; Fungi; Ascomycota; Eurotiomycetes; Eurotiales; Aspergillaceae
Product: peptide alpha-N-acetyltransferase MAK3
Exons: 1
Coding region: 1-672 (223 amino acids)
Biological process (GO): N-terminal peptidyl-methionine acetylation
Cellular component (GO): NatC complex
Molecular function (GO): protein-N-terminal amino-acid acetyltransferase activity
Source: RefSeq, a predicted model, not a curated record